Messenger RNA from Pestalotiopsis fici W106-1, 2613 nucleotides. RefSeq names its product beta-glucosidase A. Gene Ontology annotation, molecular function: beta-glucosidase activity. The coding region runs from base 1 to 2613 and encodes 870 amino acids. The transcript is spliced from 3 exons. NCBI's taxonomy places the organism in Eukaryota, Fungi, Ascomycota, Sordariomycetes, Amphisphaeriales, Sporocadaceae. The record is from RefSeq and is a predicted model, not a curated record. Gene Ontology annotation, biological process: glucan catabolic process.
AUGCGGUACUCAUUGCUUGCUGCCCUCGUGGCAACUCAGAGCUCGGCUCUAAGUGUGCAUCCUCUUGACACUCGCGAUGACCUCUCUACAUCGCCGCCUGUCUAUCCCUCUCCGUGGAUGAACCCGCAAGCCAUUGGCUGGGAAGAAGCAUAUGAAAAGGCAAAGGACUUUGUCUCUCAGCUGACCCUGACGGAAAAGGUCAACUUGACCACCGGUGUUGGAUGGCAAGGAGAACAAUGCGUCGGCCAGGUCGGCUCCAUCCCGCGACUCGGCUUCCGCAGUCUGUGUAUGCAAGACUCUCCCCUCGGUGUACGAUUCGGUGACUAUGCCUCGGCUUUCCCGUCGGGACAAACUGUUGCGGCGUCCUUUGAUAGGGAUCUCUUCUACCGACGCGGUCAGGCCAUUGGUGCUGAACACAAGGGCAAGGGCGUCACAGUGGUUCUUGGUCCAGUCGCCGGACCCAUUGGUCGCACUCCCGAGGGUGGAAGAAACUGGGAGGGUUUCUCUCCCGACCCAUGGCUGACUGGUAUCGCCAUCUCCGAGACGACCAAGGGUAUUCAAGAUGCUGGUGUGAUUGCUUGUGCCAAGCACUACAUUGCCAAUGAACAGGAGCACUUCAGACAAGUCGGUGAGAGCAACGACCGGGAUUACAAUAUCACCGAGGCUCUGUCUUCCAACAUUGACGACAAGACCAUGCAUGAGCUCUACCUGUGGCCGUUUGCCGAUGUGGUACGGGCUGGUGUGGGCUCCAUCAUGUGCAGCUACAACCAAGUCAACAACUCGUACGCGUGCCAAAACUCAAAGAUGCUCAAUGGAUUGCUCAAAGGCGAACUCGGCUUCCAGGGCUUUGUUAUGAGCGACUGGCAGGCUCAGCACACUGGCGUUGCAAGCGCCGUAGCGGGACUGGACAUGACCAUGCCUGGUGACACCUCAUUCAACAGCGGACUCAGUUUCUGGGGUACCAAUCUGACUCUGGCUGUCAUCAAUGGAACUGUUCCAGAGUACCGCAUUGACGAUAUGGCUAUGCGCAUCAUGGCCGCCUUUUUCAAGGUUGGACUUGAGCUGGAACAACCCCCGAUCAACUUUGACAGCUGGACCCUGGAUACCUAUGGCCCGCUCCAUUAUGCUGCCGGUGAAGGGUACCAGCAGAUCAACUGGCACGUCGAUGUCCAGGAGGAUCAUGGCGCCCUGAUCCGAGAAGUUGCUGCAAAGUCUACAGUCCUGCUCAAGAACAAUGGCGCUCUGCCUCUCAAUAAGCCCAAAUUCCUUGCCGUCAUUGGCGACGAUGCAGGCCCUGGUGCUCUGGGACCCAAUGGCUGCUCUGACCGCGGUUGUAACUCUGGAACCCUCGCCAUGGGCUGGGGCUCUGGUACCGCCAACUACCCCUACCUGAUCACGCCAAUCGAUGCACUCAACAUCCAGGGAGCAGACGACGGUACUCGUAUCGAGGCUGUGCUCAACAACUCGGCUUCCGACACAAUUCUCAGCCUGGUUUCACAGCAGGAUGCCACAGCGCUAGUAUUCGUCAAUGCCGACUCUGGAGAAGGCUACAUUGCCGUUGAUGGAAACGAGGGUGACCGCAAGAACUUGACACUCUGGGGCAACGGCGACGCGAUCAUCAAGAACGUCUCGUCUGUAUGCAACAACACCAUUGUCAUCAUUCACUCUGUUGGUCCUACUCUGGUUACUGAUUGGUAUGACUCGCCCAAUAUCACUGCCAUUGUGUGGGCUGGUCUUCCCGGACAGGAGAGUGGUCGCUCGCUUGUCGAUGUGCUGUACGGCAAAGUCAACCCAGCCGGCAGGACCCCAUUCACAUGGGGUGCUACCCGAGAGGACUAUGGUGCUGAUGUCUUGUAUGAGCCCAACAAUGGUAAUGGCGCACCUCAACAAGAGUUUUCCGAGGGCGUCUUUAUCGACUACCGCUCGUUCGAUGCCAAGAAUGCCACGCCAAUCUUUGAGUUUGGUUUUGGACUGUCUUAUACCACCUUUGAGUACUCUGACCUUGUUGUUGAGAAGAAGUACCCCACAGAGUACACUCCUACGACGGGUGAGACGGCCGAAGCUCCCGAGUUUGGAAACUUUUCGACCGAUCUGAACGAUUACCUGUUCCCAGUGGAUGAGUUCCCGUAUAUCUGGCAAUACCUCUACCCUUAUGUCAACACCUCUUCCUCGGCUGAAGAAGCCUCGCAAGAUCCCGACUACGGCCAGACAGCCGAGGAGUUCCUUCCAGCUGGCGCCAUCGAUAGCAGUGCCCAGCCACUUUACGCUGCUGGACCAGCCGCCGAUGCCGAGUCUGGUGGAAACAGUCAACUCUGGGAUGAGCUGUAUACCAUUACCGCACAGAUUACCAACACUGGUGAUAUUGAGGGUGAUGAGGUUCCUCAAGUCUACUUGUCUCUCGGAGGCCCCGACGACCCGGCCGUGGUUCUGCGCGGCUUCGACCGCAUCACCAUCCAGCCUGGCGAGACAAUCCAGUUCAACGCUUCUCUUGCACGGCGCGAUGUCAGCAACUGGGACACGGCUAGCCAGAACUGGGUCAUCUCCGAGUACCCCAAGACCGUCUACGUCGGACCCAGCAGCCGCAAGCUGACGCUUAGUGCCUCGUUGGAAUAG